This is a messenger RNA of Leguminivora glycinivorella, 2698 nucleotides long. RefSeq names its product dynactin subunit 4 (gene DCTN4-p62). Gene Ontology annotation, cellular component: dynactin complex. NCBI's taxonomy places the organism in Eukaryota, Metazoa, Arthropoda, Insecta, Lepidoptera, Tortricidae. The record is from RefSeq and is a predicted model, not a curated record.
GGUCUACGGUUUUUCGUUUAGUUUGUGUAGGUUUAACAAUAUUUUAUAACACAAAGUGAAUAUAAUCCAGAGAAAACUAUGGCUUACUUGACGCAGCCCGACUACGUGAAGUACAAGUGCUCCUGCGGCCAACUGAAGCCUAUAACUAGUCUCUACUUCUGUCGACACUGCUUGAAGAUACGCUGCGGAUUCUGUAUUUGUCAUGAGGUUGAUUCCCACUACUGUGCCUACUGCCUUGAAAACAUGCCAUCAUCAGAAGCCCGACUGAAGAAGAACCGUUGCAGCAGCUGUUUCGACUGCCCCAGCUGUUUCCACACGCUCUCCACCCGCGCUACGCUAGCCCAGCCUCGGCAGGACCCGGCGGCAGGGGCAGGCGGAGACGGGAAGGUUGGGGAUGGCAAGCAGGCCAAGCGGGUGUAUUACCUGUCCUGCUUCAACUGUAGGUGGACGGCUAGGGAUGUGGGCAUUCCGGACCAACCUGUAGCAUCGGGCGGCUGGCCGGAGCGCACCAGCCCUCACGCCACGCGCGUGAACCAACUCCUGGACUAUUACAAGGCUGUAUUACAGCAGGAGAAACAGGAGAAGAUAGAGCGAGAGAGGAAGAAGUUCGCUGUCAGAGGGAAAUACAUCACGCUCACUGACAAAACAGGCCUAACAGGGGCGAUGGCCCGCAGCAUCGCAGGCCUGCCGCCGGCUGAGGGUUCCAGUCUCGCCCUAGCCGGGUUCACUCCUGCUGUCGCCAGUGAAGAAGUCGAUGAAUUACCUGAAGACGCCUUCACUAAAGAUGUCAACUUGAAUCAGAUAACCAGCAUGCCACAACGCCUGGCCGCGCCGGAAUGGCAGCCGACCCAAGUGUCCCGUCUGCACCCCAUCGCCAAACUACUCAGUGUCAAGCGGUCUCAGCGGUGCCGGGCUUGCGACCACAACCUUACCAAGCCGGAGUAUAACCCUGGAUCUAUCAAGUUCAAGAUAGAACUAUUGGCUUACUACCACGUGCCCGAAGUGAAGAUAAUUUCCUGCGAGAUCGUCCGUCCGGGCGGCAAGUCCACCUUACUGCUGAAGCUCGCGAACCCCACUCCUCACGAGAUGACCUUGAGGAUCCUGCAACCUUCGGAGAUUCCUGCUGAAGAGGAGAAAGAAAGUGAUAAAGAUACCAGUCUGGAGAAGAGUUUGGAUAAGAGUCUGAAGAUUGAGAAGCAAGAACCGAGCUGGAACCCCAAGGAACCACCUGCAGUCCUGACUCACAUCACCCCGCCCGCUGUGACGCUCGCGCUUGCGCCCAGAGAUGACGCCGCCGAGUAUGAUGAUGACGCUCGUCACGAACCUAGCCACAUAAUCCUCUGGCGCAAGUCCAACAAGCUCGCCCUCCGCCUCGAGCUGGCCACCGACGCGACCGCCGCGGAGGGCUGCGCGGCGCAGACGGCGCUCGCGCUGGAGUACUCCUACCGCAACACCGUGCCGCAGCCCGGCGCUCCGCAGAACAGGGACCACACCUUAUACACCACUCUUUAUCUAGAUCUAGGCACGGUGGGGGCAGCUGGCUUGUAAAACGAGAUAUCUCAAGUUGGUCGACAGCGCCAUCUCUGGUUGAGUCUGACAAACCUAUAGCACACCUCGGACACUGGCGAUCAAAUAUGUGAAAGAGGCGCAUUUCUACCACACAGUCUAAGCUCGUGUAGGUGAACGCGUACCAUGCUUGUAUGAGUGAAAUAUGUCAGGUCGACUAUUCGCGUUUUUAAUGGGUACUGUACGAUAGUAUUAUACUGUGCCUAUAGAUAACAGUAGUGCGGCGCCAUCUAACGUUUGCUUUAAAAAGUUUUUGAAAAUUGGUGAAUUUAGAGGUUACCGCAAAAAAUAUCUCUAUUCUACAUAUUAAUAGCAUCAAAAAUAGUAUUUUCUUCGAUCAUUUUCGCCCGAUUCGAGCUAAUUACUCACGUGUCCACCACAGAAGGCUUCGCGACGCGGACCGCGCUCGCCGUAGACUACUUCCACCGCAACACCGUUCCUCAACCGGGAACUCCGCAGAAAAUAGACCACACGCUAUACUGUAUUUAGACUUGGGAACUGUGGGUGCAGCUGGCUUGCAAAAAUCUUUCAUGUGUCAAUACUCGAUGGAGUUACAUGAAAAUAAUCUUAACCUAAGUAGUUGUAAAACUUAACAAUUGUUUUUAUCGUAAAAUUUACUAAGAUAGUUUGUAACUUUGUAGUCAAAGCUCAACUAUAAACAAAUCGUGUGCCUAAAAAUGUAUAUGCUUGUUAACUAAAUGAAAUUACUCACGAAAUUCCAUUCUCAUUCGAAAGCUAAGUGUAUGAGAGAAGUUAGUUUAGUAUUUAUUUUUAUAGCUUUAUAAAAUGUAUUUUUAAGUUUAGGAGGUGCAAUGUGUUACCAUAACUUUCAAUACAUUUUGAAGGUUAUAAGUUUCUCAAAAUUAAGGAAUUUUAAUGUUAUAUACCUUUUACCGGGAAAUUAGUUUGAAACAUCUGAAAUUAUGUGAAAAGUUUACAAUUCCUUGUAACUUUAUAUAAAAUGUAUGCGAAUAGAGAACGGACAGUCAAAUAACCUCAGAGCCCAUAAUACUAGAGAGCGGACACGCCGCCAUCGGACGUGUCGCAGUUGUUAGCGCAUUGAGCAUACAGUUGUCGUUGUUUGCGUGCGUGAUGGCACUAUGUUGCAUAAUAGCCCAAUAGGAGCGUCCAU